Spodoptera littoralis (African cotton leafworm) is the source of this 2157-nucleotide messenger RNA. Lineage: Eukaryota; Metazoa; Arthropoda; Insecta; Lepidoptera; Noctuidae. The record is from the annotation of a GenBank genome assembly.
AUGUAUACAAAGUUAAGUGAUAGCAAAAUGGUGUUUGAUCUCAACUGUUUUAAGAAGUUAUUUGACUGCAAGUGCUGCUGGCGAGUCGGCGAGAUGCACACAGCCACUGCAGAUGGACAGUUCCGGAGUACCAACGGUGCCACACACGGACGUGACAAGGUUGCCAUAUUGGAUGCUGGUUCUCAAUAUGGAAAGGUAAUAGAUCGUCGUAUCCGUGAGCUAUGUGUGGAGUCGGACAUCUUGCCGCUGGACACGCCAGCCUACCAUCUCAAGGAGGCUGGGUACCGCGCCAUCGUCAUCUCCGGUGGACCCAACUCCGUCUACGCCGAAGAUGCGCCGAGAUACGACUCCGAUAUAUUCAAGAUCGGCCUGCCGGUGUUAGGUAUAUGCUACGGCAUGCAGAUGUUGAACAAGGAGUUCGGAGGCUCCGUGCUGCGCAAGGAGGCGCGCGAGGAUGGCCAGUAUGAGGUCGAAGUGGAAACCACAUGUCCGUUGUUCAAUCGCCUUGAGAAGCUCCAACCAGUGCUGCUGACACACGGGGACAGCGUGCAGAAGGUCGGCGAGAGAUUCCGCGUCGGCGCCCAGUCCUCAAACCAUCUCAUUGCUGCUAUAUACAAUGAACAAAUGCGAUUAUAUGGCGUGCAGUUUCAUCCUGAGGUGGACCUAACGCCGAAAGGCAAGCAGAUGCUAUCAAACUUUUUGUUUGACAUCGCGGGCCUGUCGCGCUCCUUCACGCUGCGGUCACGUCGUGAAGCCUGCAUACACUAUAUACGGGAGACUGUUGGCGACAAUAAAGUUCUUGUGUUAGUUAGUGGUGGGGUGGACUCCACAGUAUGCGCGGCCUUACUUAGAACCGCUCUCCGUGAAGACCAGGUCAUUGCUCUACAUAUUGACAAUGGUUUCAUGCGUAAGAACGAGAGUGCUAAGGUGGAGCGGUGUCUCAGAGAGCUCGGCGUACGCUUACAUGUCGUCAACGCCGCUCAUCAGUUCCGCCAGGGCAGCACGGUGGUGCGCGAGGCGGGCGGGCGCGCGCGCCACACCGGCCUGCUGUGCCACACGGCGGCGCCCGAGGACAAACGGAAGAUCAUCGGGGACGUCUUCAUACGCAUCGCCGAGCAGGCCGUACAUGACCUCAACCUGCAGGAAGACCAAGUACUGCUAGGCCAGGGUACACUACGGCCGGACCUGAUAGAGUCCGCGUCCUCGUUGUGCUCGACCAACGCGGCCACCAUCAAGACGCACCACAACGAUACAGAGCUCGUGCGGGCGCUGCGUCAGAGGGGACGCGUUGUCGAACCACUGCGGGACUUCCAUAAGGAUGAGGUGCGUGCGCUAGGGCUGGAGCUAGGUCUGCCGAGUGCGCUGGUGGAGCGCCAGCCCUUCCCGGGCCCCGGCCUCGCCGUGCGCGUGCUCUGUCAGGACGAACCAUACGCUGAGCGGGACUUCGCGGAGACACAGGUGAUAGUAAAAAUAAUGGUGGAAUACGCGUCGAUGUGCGUGAAGUCGCACGCGCUACUGGGCCGCGUGGCCAACGCGAGUACUCCGGCGGAGCAGGCCGAGCUCAAGCGGAUCUCUUCCAAGUCGCCCGUCGCCGCCACGCUGCUGCCUGUCAGAUCUGUUGGAGUACAAGGUGACGGCAGAACGUAUAGUUACGCGGUAGCACUAUCGACGGAGCGCUACCCACCUGACUGGAAGGACAUGCACUACCUCGCCAAACUCAUACCUCGUGUAUGCCAUAAUGUUAACAGGGUUUGCUACGCUUUCGGAGGAUUAAUCAAGGAGCAAGUGACAGACAUCACGCCCACCUUUCUCACACAACAAGUUAUCUCAACCUUACGCCAGGCAGAUGAUCUCGCCACUCAGGUGUUAGUAUCAAGCGGGUAUGCAUCCCGUAUAGCCCAGAUGCCGGUGGUGAUGAUCCCGAUCCACUUCGACCGCGACGCGGCCGUGCGCGCCGCCUCGUGCCAGCGCUCGCUCGUGUUGCGCCCCUUCAUCACGUCGGACUUCAUGACCGGCAUCGCCGCGCUUCCAGGCUCCGAUGCCAUGCCGCAAGAUGUCGUAGACAGAAUGCGCAAGGAGUUGCUGAGCGUGCCCGGCAUCUCGCGCGUGCUAUACGACUUAACCCCGAAGCCGCCCGCCACUACAGAAUGGGAAUGA